GCGUGUGCCAAGAUGCUAAUAUAACAAGAAAAACAUACGUGUCAAUAUAAGUAAUUUCACCUCAAAACUAACCAGGUUUUACAGGUGCAGAUGAGAUAAACUUCAGCUGCCCGUUAAUUUUGGGAUAGCCUCGGCCACUUGUCAGCCCGCUAUGAGUUUGAAAGCAACAAAUAUUGUAGUUAAACGUACGAUCGUCAGAUUGACUGAUUUGAGUAGAUUUGUUAGCACGAUUAAUUAUUUCUCAUCCAGUGUAAAACAAAGGAGGAUCAAGGAAGAGAGUGUGCAUGUGUGCUCAUUGAUUAUCAGUGUAAAUGACACUGGUGAGAGAGAGAAGGCACCAACAAGCAUUAAGGCUCUCCCCACCGCCACCGGAUGUUACUCCGGUAGCAGCUGAUCAUUUCAGGCAGCAGAGGACUACUACUCCUACUUCUACUCCUGACUCUCCAGCCAAUGUUGAAAACCUCUCUGACCUUGAGAAACUGGAAGUUCUUGGACAUGGCAAUGGCGGCACUGUUUAUAAAGUGUGUCACAAGAAAACCUCAACCAUUUACGCGUUGAAAGUCCUCCGGUUCGACCACAAUGGCACCGGUAUCUUGCAACAAGCGGUGCGUGAGGCGGAGAUCCUUAAGCUAGUGGACUCGCCCUAUGUCAUUAGAUGCCAUGGGGUUUUUGACAAUAAUGGCUUCAUGAGUAGUACUAGUGAUCACAAUGAUGGUGGGGGUGAUUUGUGUUUUGUGAUGGAGUAUAUGGAAGGAGGCUCACUGCUCGAUGUGUUGCGAGCACGCAAGAGAUUGCCUGAGCACGUAAUCUCUAGCGUGGCAAAGUGUGUCCUUCAAGGACUGCGCUAUCUGCAUGCCAUGCAGAUAGUGCAUAGGGACAUCAAGCCCUCAAACCUGCUCAUAAAUGGUAGAGCCCAAGUGAAAAUUGCAGAUUUCGGGGUGAGCCAUGUUGUGGCAGGUGCCCGUGAGGCGUGCGACUCCUACAUGGGCACCUACGCGUACAUGAGCCCUGAAAGGUUUGAUCCAGAGCGGUGGGGCGGUGAUAAUGCGGAUGGGUUUGCCGGUGAUGUGUGGUCACUUGGAUUGGUGGCGUUGCAAUGUCACAUGGGUCGUUUCCCACUGAUUACUCCUGAGCAGAAACCAGAUUGGGCAACUUUAAUGUGUGUGAUAUGCUUUGGAGAGGGGGUGGAGAUGCCGGAAACGGCAUCCCCGGAGUUUCAGAAUUUCAUUUGGAGAUGUGUGGAGAAGGAUUGGAGGAAGAGAGCAACUGUUGAUGAGCUCCUUGACCACCCUUUUGUCAAUAAAACUUGCUGCUCUUCCACUGAAGACUUGGUUGAUUAUGUUUAAUUGCUUUGCUUGCUUUAUUAGUUCCUGUCCUUCUUAUUCUUCUUUUCUUCUCUUCUCUUUUUCUU
This is a messenger RNA of Prunus mume (Japanese apricot), 1411 nucleotides long. RefSeq names its product MAP kinase kinase 10 (gene MKK10). Gene Ontology annotation, cellular component: cytoplasm. Gene Ontology annotation, molecular function: protein serine/threonine kinase activity; ATP binding. Gene Ontology annotation, biological process: protein phosphorylation. The record is from RefSeq and is a predicted model, not a curated record. NCBI's taxonomy places the organism in Eukaryota, Viridiplantae, Streptophyta, Magnoliopsida, Rosales, Rosaceae.